Messenger RNA from Columba livia (rock pigeon), 7643 nucleotides. Its product is annotated as inverted formin 2. The coding region runs from base 2304 to 6338 and encodes 1344 amino acids. The transcript is spliced from 23 exons. Lineage: Eukaryota; Metazoa; Chordata; Aves; Columbiformes; Columbidae. Gene Ontology annotation, biological process: actin cytoskeleton organization. The record is from RefSeq and is a predicted model, not a curated record. Gene Ontology annotation, molecular function: small GTPase binding; actin binding.
ACAGGAUGCCCUGUCGGUAUUUCCUGUCUCCUGUUGCACUGGUUAAGCUUAAUUUUCAGAAAUCAGCUAAGUCUAAAGUCAAUAAUGCUAUCAUAAUCUCUCUGACUUUCCAUAGCUGAUAUGAUAUAUAAUAAAGUAUUUGUACAACUGGGAGCAAAAAGCCAGCCUGCUUUGUUAUCUGGUUUGAUAAGAAGCGUUUUAGUCAUAUGCAAAUAAAAAAAGUGAUUUGUUGAGUAUAAAAAGUCACAUCAAGAGAGAGGGAGGUUGCAGUCAGCAGCCGCUUCUGCAGCCCCUCGGCUGAGCAACAUGAGCCCUAGCACAGCUCUGGGCAGGGCAGAGCCCGGCUGUGAGCUGGGAUCACCAUCCUCCUCUAAUGGCCACUCCUGCGGGUUUCUCACCUGGAGGGACCACCAGGCUCUUCUGUGCACACACAGGGCCACGAACCAGAUUCUGUGCCUGGUGCACACUUUCACUUUGGGGAGGGGAAAGAGUCUGGGCUACAGCAGAGCCAAGAGGAGGGAUGGGUCCCAGCAAGGUUGGGUGGUCCUCAGCACUGCCCCAGGCUGAAGGUCUGGCCUUGACCCCAGGCACUGGAAGAGGACCUCUGGGUUCAGUGCGCAGCAUGGGGCAGGAUUUGACCACAGCUCCUUAGAAAUGCCUCUCAGUCCCAUGACUGUAAAUUUGGUGAGGUGAGAGUGUGGGACACUGCCCCAUCUCCAGGGCUAUGACCCCAGAACAGGACACUUUCACUUCUACCUCUCUGGGGAGGGAGGAUUUCUUUUCUCCUUUACAUUGAGCCUAACCCAAAUUCCUGGGCUUGGGUGCAGCAGAACGACUAAGAGUGACUAACUCCAACAAGAAUUUUACCAGAAGGGAGUAGCAGUUCUGGGCUGCAGACAGUGAUGACAAAUCUUAGAACUCAAGGCUCUUCUUUAACAGGAGGGUUUGUUGUUUGGGUUUUGGAUUUUUUUAUAUCGUCCUUUUUAUUACUUUUCAGCUGUACAGUGUGUUCUCAGACACAGAUUCGCACUUUCAUGGUUUUUUAUAGUGACCAUCAUUUUUUCAGAUAACAGGACAGUGAACAACUGGGCACUUGGCCAGCUCUUUCCCAUUGAAACAAAGGGAGAUUCUGCAAGAGGGCUUCCCCAGAGCUCUCUAAAAGGAUUUUCUGUGACCAUAUUCCACUGACUCCACCACCCCUCUGACCCUUACUCAGCACAGUCUGUGAUGCUGUGAGCUAGGACCUGAGUGGCCUUGCCAGAGAGUUCCACCAUCACCUUUUCCCAGCAGAAUUGUUCGAGUUCUCUCAAAUACCCCAUCCUUUUUUGCGUCUUUCCAAGAGUCAUGUUUAGUCCUAUACUAUCAUGCCUACCACAAAUUAAUGAAUCAACUUUUUGGCUGUAUAUUUGCCAAGGGGUGACUGCCAAAAUGAGACUUUCGAGUAAACCAGAAACUAUGCAGGUCUGCUCUGGUAAAGCAGCCAGGACCUUUCUCAACAGUGCAGCCCACAGGAAAAAUCAUGAGGCAGGCUUUAAAAUAACAAGAUUAUUUCCAACCAUUGAAAAUGGUCUGUCCUUUAUUUUGACUUUCUGGCAUAAAAAACUUUCAGAGAUUUCUCAGUUUUAAUUUUUCAAGCCUUUUCCUUGUGUGCUGCAGGGCUAGAAAUCCUUGUGCUGGAGCUGGUGAGGGAAAGUGAGACUCUCCUAUAGUUUCUUCAGUCCCCCAAGUGCUUGGUUUUGUGGUUCAACUAGCCCCCAGGUUAGUUAGAGCCUCGUGUGGGCUCGCCAGCCCAGGGAAGCAGAGGUCUUGGUGGCAUGGCAGGGAGGGCAGGUAAUGUUAGUGGCUGGCUUUGAGUCUGGCAGGUUUAUCCCCCUUUUGUGGGACAAACUGGCCUCGCUGGGAGCAAUUCAGCUUUAAAACGAUUGCAUUCAACUUUGAAAAGGACUUACAUUGGAUAACUUAAUCACUGUGGGUCUGAAAAAUAGUAAUCCUGCCUAAAAACAUAAAAUUUGGCACCAGGUAUUAAUUAGACUUUGCUUUUCUGUUUCUCUGUGCUGAAUCAUCUCCUCGCACCCCUUGCUGCUAACAGCAUGGCUGAGACGAGCGGUGUCCUCCAGGGAGAAUGGCCUUGAAGACAUGCUCCCCAUCUCCAAAAGGAUGCACCGCUGUUUCCACAGCCUCUUGCUGCUGUCCCUCCACUUGCAGCCUUGUCAGGCUCUCAUGUUGUCACGCACAAGCACUGCAUUUUGCAAGCGUAUUUGCUAUUACAGCAGACAGGAAGAGAUUAAGACAAAUCAUUCACAAUGUCAGUCAAAAAGGAAGGUGCCCACAAGAAGUGGGCUGCCCUAAAGGAAAAACUUGGACCCCAGGAGACUGACCAGUCAGAGGCCAACCUGGAAAAUGCAGAACCAGAGCUGUGCAUCCGUCUCCUGCAAAUGCCAUCAGUGGUGAAUUACUCUGGGCUGAAGAAGCGGCUGGAGAACAGUGAUGAUACCUGGAUGGUCCAGUUCCUGGAGCUGUGUGGUCUGGACCUCCUCCUGGAGGCCCUGGACAGGCUGUCUGGGCGAGGAGUGGCCAGGAUUUCUGAUGCCUUGCUUCAGCUCACCUGCAUUAACUGUGUGCGAGCGGUCAUGAACUCACACAAAGGCAUCGAAUACAUUGUGAGCAACGAGGGCUAUGUCAGGAAACUAUUCCAAGCACUCGACACAACUAAUGUCAUGGUCAAAAAGCAAGUAUUUGAGCUCCUGGCUGCGCUGUGCAUUUACUCAUCAGAUGGCCACGCUUUGGCUUUGGAUGCCCUGGACCAUUACAAGAGUGUGAAAAACCAGCAGUAUCGAUUCAGCGUCAUAAUGAACGAGCUCUCCAACACAGAUAACGUGCCGUACAUGGUGACACUGCUGAGUGCUAUCAAUGCCAUCAUACUGGGGAAAGAAGAACUAAGAACAAGGACACAAAUCAGAAACGAGUUCAUAGGACUUCAGUUGUUGGAUAUUUUAGACAAGCUAAGAGACAUAGAGGAGGAGGAUCUGCUUAUCCAGUGUGACACAUUUGAGGAGUUCAAGAUAGAAGAUGAUGAGGAAUUAUUAAAGAUAUGUGAUGGGAUAAACAUGAACGAUCACCAUGAAGUCUUUUCAUCUCUCUUCAAUAAAGUGAGCCGGUCUCCGGUCUCCAUCCAGCUGCUGUCCAUCCUCCAGAGCCUGCUGCACUUGGAACCAUCUCAUCACUCCAGCCUCCUGCUGUGGGAGUCCUUGGACGCAGUAGUGAACAGAGCCCUUUUGCUUGCAAAUGACAUCCAAGCAAAUACAGUUGAAGAAGUCAUCGAGAGGCUGCUGUCUAUCAAGAAACAUCCAAACAAGCAAAAGCGAGCUGAAAACCAGCUGUCCGGGAGUGCAAAUGGAAGCAUCCAGGCUGAGCUGGAGCCAUGUCUACGUACAUCUCGGACCCCAGCAGGAUCAUCAAACCCCACCAAGACACCAGCACCUUCCUCAGGGCCACCUGCCAAUGAAAAGAAGAUCUCAUCCUCCCAGUUCACAGGCUGCUCUGUUUUGCCAGAGACAUCUAACCCUCCACUGAAUGCUGCUCCCACCCAGGCACCUCCACCUGCACCACCUCCACCCCCUCCCUCUGGCACAGCAGUUGUGACCCCCACAUCUCCCAUGAUAAAUGCACCUCCAACCCCUCCACUCCCUGGCAUCCCUCUACCCCCAGCCCCAUUGCCCAGCAUGGCAGGUAUCCCCCCACCUCCACCCCCCUUGCCCAGCAUGGGAGGCAUCCCUCCUCCUCUACCCCCAUUGCCUGGCAUGGUGGGUAUCCCUCCCCCUCCACCCCCAUUGCCUGGCGUGGUGGGUAUCCCUCCUCCUCCACCCCCAUUGCCUGGCAUGGUGGGUAUCCCUCCUCCUCCACCCCCAUUGCCUGGCAUGGUGGGUAUCCCUCCUCCUCCACCCCCAUUGCCUGGCAUGGGGGGCAUCCCACCCCCUCCACCCCCAUUGCCUGGUAUGGGGGGCAUCCCUCCCCCUCCACCCCCAUUGCCUGGUAUGGGGGGCAUCCCUCCUCCCCCACCCCUCCUGCCCAGCAUGGCAGGAGACCAUAUAGAAGCCGUAGUGGCCUCCCAGGUCAGCUGCCCUCUCGGCUUGGGCAGACCUCCCCGUAAGGCAGUGAAGACACCAACGCUGAGAAUGAAGAAGCUGAACUGGCAGAAGCUGCCCUCCAACGUGGUGAGAGAAAGUCACUCAAUGUGGGCUUCAGUGAGCAGCAGCAGUGAGGAAACUAUAGAGCCCAAUUACACAAGCAUUGAGCAGCUGUUUUGCUUUCCACAACCUACCCCCAAGGAGAAAAUGGCUGCACCAGUGAAGGCAGAACCCAAGGAGAUCACAUUUUUGGACUCCAAGAAAAGUCUCAAUUUGAACAUAUUUUUGAAGCAAUUUAAAUGCUCCAACGAAGAGGUAGUUGCCAUGGUGCAGAAUGGAGACCGGACCAAAUUCGAUGUUGAGGUUCUCAAGCAAUUGCUGAAGCUGCUGCCUGAAAAGCAUGAGAUAGAAAACCUGAAGGCCUUCAAAGAAGAGAAAUCCAAGCUAGCAAAUGCAGACCAGUUUUAUCUUCUCCUCCUUCAGAUUCCCAGCUACCAGCUGCGCAUUGAAUGUAUGCUGAUCUGCGAAGAGACCACCGUUGUGCUGGACAUGAUUCAGCCAAAAGCUGAAGCCAUCCGGAGAGCCUGUGAAGAUCUUCUGAACAGUCAUCGCCUGCCGCUUUUUUGUCAACUGAUACUCAAAGUUGGAAACUUUCUGAACUAUGGAAGUCACACGGGCGAUGCCGAUGGGUUUAAAAUCAGCACUUUACUCAAACUAACAGAAACCAAAGCAAACCAAACCCGCAUUACGCUGCUCCAUCACAUACUGGAGGAAGUAGAAAACAGACACACGGACCUACUGGAACUGCCAAAGGAUCUUGAAUAUGUAUCAAAAGCAGCAGGAAUUAAUCUUGAUAUUAUACGCACAGAGUCCAGCACCAAUUUAAAGAAGCUGCUGGAGCUUCAGCGAAAAGUCUUAUCAUCAAGCGACAAUGUGAAACAACAGUAUGAGAAGUCUAUACAGGAUAGCAUUGAUGCCUCCAGAAAGCUGGAAGAAGAAUUUGAAACUAUUGAGAGGAAGAGAGAAGAACUUGCAAAUUAUCUCUGUGAAGAUCCAAGCAAGUUGUCCUUAGAGGACAUAUUCAGCACCAUGAAGACCUUCAGAGACCUCUUCAUCCGUGCCCUGAAGGAAAACAAGGACAGAAAGGAGCAAGCUGCCAAAGCAGAGAAGAGGAAGAAGCAGCUGGAAGAGGAAGAGGGAAAGAGACAGAAGGGAGAAAAUGGAAAAGUCAUUAAGAAGGGGAUGGUGAAGCAGGAGGAGGUGUGUGUCAUCGAUGCACUGCUAGCCGACAUCAGGAAAGGGUUCACGCUGAGAAAGACAAAGAACAGACACGAGUCAGACGCAAUUCCUAAAACCUUGCCUGCAGAGAGCCCGGAGGAGAACCAGUCUGGAAAGAGCAUUAAGGAUCCACAAGCAGCAGAAAAGCAGACUGAUGAUAAGGUCAAACCAAAUGAUAAUGGUCAUCCCUCAGAAAGCAUUCCCACCUCAACCACUGCCCUGAUGGAGAUGGGUGAAGUUACAAAUGCCUCAGCUUCAAACCAUGUGUUAUCUAAAAACAAAGCUGGAGGAAAUUUGCCACCAGAGUCCCAGAUGGAAAUCCCCUCAGUAAGUUUGGUGGAAGCUGAUGGGACCAGUCAGCCCAUGCGGAGUGCCAGGAUGGAGCAGGCAGAGAGCUGGGCAAGCCUCCAGCCGAGCACAAAGAGCGGAUCCAUUGCCUUCUCUGCUGUUAAUGUAGGCACCGGGAUAAGGUUUGUGAGCAGUGGCUCAGGUGCUGCUCUAAAAGACCAACUCAAUGGAUCCAUCCUAGAAGGGCAGGACAAGGAAUACCCAGCUGAUGGGUCAGAGAGCGACAGGAUGGUGCAGGAGCCAGAAACCCAGCUGAGCAAGGCUGGAGUUGACUCUGGCAGUGCUCAGUCUGCUCCCUGUGAUGAGGAUCAUCAAGCAGAGUUGAAAGAGAUGGCGAAGGAAAAUGAAGACCCUGGAACAGACUCACUGUUGGACACCUCUCAAGAGAAGUCCUUCUCAGAGGAACCAGCCACUGACUCCUCGUGUUCAGCAACACUCCCCCCGGAGCACACUCACACCGACAGGGAAAAGCAGAGGCCACCUGGAAAACGGAGGAAGAAGAAGAGGCACAGCAAAAACUACUCAGCAGAGGUUGAGACUGAUACUGGAGAUAAUAAAACAAAAAAAGGUUGUGUGGUACAAUGAGGUGUCACGGCGAGGCAGAAGAUAUAAUGGAGACCCAGCAAACCUCUCCCGCAUCCGUGAAGCGCUGCCAGCUUCUCAGAAGCCGGGUUCUGCAUCGCCAAAACACCACCGCGGCCACCUCUGCCUCACCAGGACACACCGCUUCUCCUCCCAUAGCCUUUCGCUCCCCUCCCCACGACGCAAAGAGCGUCCCUGGAGACUUUGGCCCCCUCAGCCUGUACCUUACGCCAGGUGCCUGUGGGGACAGGCACAGUUUUGCCUCUGGUGGCCUGAAAGGGUCAGACCUGCCACCUGCUGUCCUCAGAGCUAAGUCUUUCCACUUGCUCUUAGGCCAAACUCCACUUGAAAUGACAGCUGAGUGUGGCCCAAGAAAGGACUGCAGUGUGUAGCCCUCAGAGAAAUUUUAAAAAUAGCAGUGCCUCAACUAAAUUAAGGUAUAAAUUAAGCAGUGGCUGUGUCAUCAUAAGUGGAAGUUUGUUACUCCCUCUUCACAUCACCCACUGACGAUUCAUAUUGGACCAGGUCCAAGACCAAAAUCAGACAUAUGUAUUUUUAUUCUCAGUCAUUUAAAGCAAGGGAAACUGGUUACAGGGGGAAAAAAAUGUUGUGGGUUGUUUUUUUUUUUUUUAAGUAUGUAUUUUAGUGAGCAUAUGGCCAUAUAAACAGUGUCCAGUUCCUACAUCAUGCUUAUGUGCAAUUAAGUUGAAGCAUGUCAGUAGCCUUGCAGCAAUCUUCUCACAUGCACAGAUGCAUCCACCCGCUUUUGGAGACUCAAGGCCCCAGUUCCUCUUAUUAAAGCAAACGAAAGAGAUUUAUCCAGAAUGCUCUAUCGGACACAUUUUCUUUUCAGCUCAUCCUUUAGUAAAUCUCUGGGUUUGAAUUCUGUUGUCAGCUGCUUGCACUCAAAAGCCUCUGUGUUCAAGCUGCAGAAGGUGUCAAUUUGUGUUACUUUUGCUUUAAAAUUUGGAAUGUGCAGUAUUGUGUUUUUAAAAUUCAGAGCUUUAUUUCUCAAGUUUUAUAAUAAUAUUGUAUCAUAGUUUUGUACAUAGCUGUCCAUUUAAAAUGAUCUAUGUUUGUUAAAUCUAUGGUGUGAUAUUUUGCUGUAACAUGAAUCAAAUGGAAGACUGAGUGCAUUUAAGAAUUAUGCCUUUAUAUGGUAACUCACAGUGACUAGACUAAUAUUCAGGUUAAAGCUUAUUUUACUUCGCUUAACAGGACUUGUAAUGUCCUUGUCGUACUGAAAACUUCGCUGGACUAAGUCAGAAGUUAAACCAAGAAUUAAAUCACUGGUUUAUUUUAACCAAA